AUGGCUCCCUCGACUAUGAAGCAAUGGGUGGUGGAAAGCAAGGAGAAAGACUUCGACGGACUCGUCUACAAGGACGCGCCAGUGCCGAAAGUCGGUGAGAGCGAGGUGCUGGUGAAGCUUCACGCUGCGUCGUUGAAUUACCGCGACCUGAUCAUUCCCAAAGGACAAUAUCCCUUCCCCAGCAACUUCCCCGUGGUCCCCGGAUCUGAUGGUGCUGGUGAGGUUGUUGAGGUUGGAUCCAAGGUCACCGAUUUCAAGAAGGGUGACCGGGUUGCAACCGUUUUCAACCAGGGCCAUCAGUAUGGCCCGGUCAACAUCGCCGCUUCCCAUACCGGACUCGGCGGCGUGCUCGAUGGCCCCGAAGAACCUCAACGCCCUCGAGAGCAGCACCCUCACUUGUGCUGCUCUCACGGCUUGAAUGCCCUGUACGGCUUGAAGCCUUUGAAGCCUGGCCAGGUCGUCCUCGUACAGGGAACCGGUGGUGUGAGCAUGUUCGGUCUGCAGUUCGCUAAAGCCGCAGGUGCGACCGUGAUCGCCUCGACCUCGUCCGCCGCCAAGGCUGAGAAACUGAAGGAGCUGGGUGCCGACCACAUCAUCAACUAUAGACAGGACACUAACUGGGGAGAGACUGCUCGCAAAUUGACUCCGGAGGGCGAGGGCGUGGACCACAUUCUCGAGGUCGGCGGACCUGGCACUCUCGCUCAGAGCUUUAAGGCCAUCAAAUACGAGGGUCUGAUCAGCGUGAUUGGAUUCAUCGGCGAUGGUACCGGUCAGGACCAGCCUACUAUCCUGGAUGCCCUUAGCAACAUUUGCACCGUUCGCGGUGUCUAUGUCGGCAGCAAGGAGCUGAUGCAGGAUAUGAUCCGGGCUAUCGAGGCCAAUGAUAUUCACCCCGUCGUGGACGAGAAGGUGUUCACCCUUGACCAGACUCGGAAGGCCUAUGAGCACAUGUGGGGCCAGAACCAUUUCGGCAAGUUGACUAUCAAGAUCAACUAA
Molecule: messenger RNA, 996 nt
Organism: Penicillium atrosanguineum
Lineage: Eukaryota; Fungi; Ascomycota; Eurotiomycetes; Eurotiales; Aspergillaceae
Product: zinc-dependent alcohol dehydrogenase family protein
Exons: 5
Coding region: 1-996 (331 amino acids)
Molecular function (GO): oxidoreductase activity
Source: RefSeq, a predicted model, not a curated record